AUGUCUAUGAGGAUGCGUGCAAUCGAUAAGUCAGGUGUCAAGCGAAAGCUCCACUAUACCGCCGAAAAUAAAUACAGUAAUUACAAUAUCAACUGCACGCAGGUCUUUCUUUGUACUCCUGAGUCAAAGACGCCUAAAAGUAUUGCCGCGAAAGAGGUUCUGAGCCUGUCAACGGCGCGUACUUAUGGAUACAGAGAUUUUUAUCAACUUUACUUUAACAUUAGCAUAUGUCAGCUUGUUUCGAUACCAGCACCGAUAACGAUUACAAUUUACAACGAACUAGAAAUUCCUUUCGCCGAUAGAAAUUAUCAAAAUGUAAAGCUAUUCGGACUUAUACAACAGACAUUCUUUUAUGUCAUCUGCGGCGUCAUCGCUGGAAUCGCGGUUGUAGCGGGUGCACUUUAUGGUACAACGAGAUCAACGGUGAUUGAAGCGCAGGCGAUGCAAAACACUUAUGUUCAAAAGGGAAAUCGCCGGGUUAUGCACGGCAAACGAUCAUCAGAAGAACAGCGAACAGAACUUCUUGACCUCCAUCAACAUUCUACUACGCUGGAUUCAAUAGAAGAGCACCCAGAUGAAGGCACGAAUAAUGAAGGUACCUCAAGCAUGAUUUUUGAAAGCCUGCAAUAUCGACGAAAUCCGCUGCACAUGACUGAAAUGGAACGAAAACGACUGAUAGAAGCACCAAAGACACGUGACAAGGAUGAUACUGCUCUACUGACAUUUAAAAAGAGGAGGAUAUCUCCCCCUCACCACUCUGUAUGA
This is a messenger RNA of Oikopleura dioica, 765 nucleotides long. Lineage: Eukaryota; Metazoa; Chordata; Appendicularia; Copelata; Oikopleuridae. The record is from the annotation of a GenBank genome assembly.